This is a messenger RNA of Penicillium coprophilum, 822 nucleotides long. RefSeq lists its product as uncharacterized. The transcript has a single exon. NCBI's taxonomy places the organism in Eukaryota, Fungi, Ascomycota, Eurotiomycetes, Eurotiales, Aspergillaceae. Bases 1 to 822 code for a protein of 273 amino acids. The record is from RefSeq and is a predicted model, not a curated record.
AUGCCCCUCAGACCUCUCCAUUACCACCUUCCAUUGUUCCCAGGAUUUCAAUUACUGGAUGUGGCGGCUCCACUGGACAUUCUCAACAUUCGCACGCAGUAUCCUGACACAUCGAGAAUCACCCUGACUGUAUCAGCGGCAACUCUCGACCCAGUCUCAGUGAAACCGAUUCCACCUUCCAAGGCAGAAUGGCGGUUUGAUCUCCCGUCAAGCACCAAUACCGCUUGCAACCAGCAAAUGUUGCCACAAUGUACCUUCGCUGAGGUGAUAACUUCUCUAAAAGCAGGGAAAGUUACCGACGAUGGAAGUGGUAAAAUCAAACCUAUCGAUGUAUUGAUCAUCCCAGGUGGCCCGGGGACACGUCUAAACCGUAUUUACAACAGUAAUACACUCAAUGAAGCCAAAGUCUCCAACACGCAGGAGGUUCAGGAAUUUCUAAUUGCUGUUGCACCCUAUGUCCGCCACAGCAUCAUUACUAUUUGCACCGGUAGCCAUGUUCUUUCGCAGACUAGGCUUCUAGAUGGACGCCAGGUAACAACAAAUUCAGCCCGCUACGAUGAUGUCACUAAACAAACAAACGAUGUGAAGUGGCAGCGCAACCGACGGUGGCUGCGUGACAGUGUUCCCAUGGAUGUGGUGCCUGACGGCCUGUCGUUGCUACCUGGGAUUGAGAUAUGGUCGUCUGCUGGAAUCACUGCAGGUAUUGAUGUGAUGCUGGAGUUUAUUUCAGCGCAUUAUGGUGGUAUCGAAGUCGGGAUGGAAACUGCGAAGCGAAUGGAGUAUCGCUGGGAACGAGAAAAGGAAGCUUCUUACUUCUUGUGA